Molecule: messenger RNA, 285 nt
Organism: Kwoniella shivajii
Lineage: Eukaryota; Fungi; Basidiomycota; Tremellomycetes; Tremellales; Cryptococcaceae
Exons: 3
Coding region: 1-285 (94 amino acids)
Source: RefSeq, a predicted model, not a curated record
AUGCCACUCAAAAGAGAAUACAUCCCGCUCCUUGAUGAUGAUGAUGAUGAUGAUGAUCUUGAGAAAGCUAGCACCAAGCAAAAGAAGCAGAAAACAACUUCGUGUCCUCGAAAAGAGCGUAAGCCAUGGACCGAAUCAGAAGAGAAUCAACUUCGACAAGCAAUCAACAAUAUCGUUAAGAGAAACCUUUGGAACGAAGUUAAGACCAAUCCUGAAUUGGUCAAAAGAGGUGCUGACGGGGUGAACAAUCACUGGACUGCUAUAUACAAAAAGUGGAGAUCUUGA